Liolophura sinensis is the source of this 4729-nucleotide messenger RNA. RefSeq lists its product as uncharacterized. The coding region runs from base 150 to 3638 and encodes 1162 amino acids. NCBI's taxonomy places the organism in Eukaryota, Metazoa, Mollusca, Polyplacophora, Chitonida, Chitonidae. The record is from RefSeq and is a predicted model, not a curated record. Gene Ontology annotation, cellular component: plasma membrane. Gene Ontology annotation, molecular function: signaling receptor activity; protein binding. The transcript is spliced from 2 exons. Gene Ontology annotation, biological process: signal transduction.
UGUUUGACAUCCUAGGCUAUAGACUUUGUCCUUAUACGUCGGACAUUCACACAGGAACGCUCAGGGGUGAAGAUGUGGCCAUUAUACGCGUGAAUGUAUAUUGUCAUACGUAAUAGAGACGCUACCUGCACAACAAAUUAGAUAUCACGAUGACCCCCCUUAGCCUAUCAGGAUGGAUUCUUUUGUUCAGUUGUGUCUGGUCCAACCUACAUGUACAUUGCACCACCAUGGGAGAAACUUCCAGCCCAACAGAACAGACCCACGAUAUGGAGGACCCCGCGGAGAAUAGAAAUUCCACCUGUUCCAUUUCAAUAUUAAGUAAUCCUGAUAUAUUCACAUCACCACUAUAUCAGCUGAAUGGCACCGACAUUGGCUCGACCUUUGUAACCUUCUCCGUGUCACCGAAUCCGGAUUCCCCAUCCAGUCCUUGCUACAUCUCUACCGAUACCAUUGUUGAGGAACUAAGCUUCAUUCACGGCGUUGUCCACCUCUACUUGAUUCUGGAAUGUUCCGCUAAUAUCCCUCUCCGAAUUCAAGCCGCAAACCAGUCAGAAUUGGACAGGCAAGAGCGAACGUUGAUGACGUUGCACAUCCGGCGCUGUGUGCUAGACGUGGCGGACGUGGGGCUUAUCGGUCAGAUUUGCAGACUGCACGCCAUUCUCCUGAAAGACACAACCAUGACUGAAGACACUCCUAGGGACAUGUACCAUGCUGAGGGUUUCUCUCAGCUUCGUACUCUGGUCUUCGUCUAUUCUCUGUGGCCGGCUCCAAUCGAAGCCUUGCCCCUGAAUUCCAGCUACUUCUUUAACAUAAGCAAGUUAACGUUACAGGGUGUGAACAUGAAGGGGUUCCCUGAUUAUAUACCACAAAACUACCCUAAUUUGUUGAGCCUGACAUUAAUAUCAUGCUCUUUGGAACAUCCCCCAGACAUUUCCCUGGACAAUGCCUCUCCGGAGAUUUUACCUCUGGGUCUAUCCCUGACUAAGAAGGAAGUGUACAGAAAAUUCCAGAACGGAAUAUACCAAAGUCCGACCAUCGUUCCCCGAGUCCUGAAACUUGUGUACAACAACUUCCGCGAUCUCUCCUCAUACACAUUCCGUGGCAUUCUACAUUCACUAGUUCUCAAUAAUAACCGAAUACGUGUGCUUGGGGAAGACGCAUUUUCUAGUGUAAAAGGUCUACAAAGCAUUCACCUUUCUGGUAACAUCCUUCGUUCAUUACCCGAAAAAGUGUUCUUUGGUUUGGAUGAUCUAAUACUUGUAGACUUGAGUCAAAAUGGACUCAGUGUGCUGCACCAAAAUCAGUUUAAAGGAUUAAAAAAUCUGAGAAUAAUUAAUCUUGAGGCGAAUGCACUGACUUCCAUUCACGUCGAUACGUUUUCUCAUUUACCAAACAUCGCGUUUAUCAACAUUGGAUGGAACAAGUUAAAAUGGCUGGUUCCUGGAACCCUUCCGGUUAACUCUCCUUAUUUUGUUUCAAUCGACCUUGGCAAAAAUCCUCUUGAGCAUGUAAGCUCGGAACUUUUCUUCACGAACUCCUUAAAACGCAUUGACCUUAGCUAUACUGGGAUCUCUUUUGACCAAAUUUUGGAUGACUUAGACAACAUAACGCAUGACAAGCUCAUAUUUUCACCUGGGAAUGACCCGUACUCCAAUGAAAAGCCCAUUCUAAAUCUCGGUUGGAACAAUAUUCGAAGUUUCCCAACUGUUGUAAAACUUGAGAAACCUACCCCUGUAGAAAUGGACAGAAAUUUAAAACUCAUCAGCAUUAUGAACCAUUUUUGUGUAGAUUUGACUGGAAAUGAACUUCAGUGUAACUGUGACUUGGGUUUAGCAGUGGGGAUUCUGGGACUGCACCAAGUGCAAAGCUACGAUGCCCAAAAAGGAGGCCCCGUGCCCUUAGACUGGAAUACGUGUUAUCGCGGAUGGAGUUGCGGGGGCCCCGGACUUCUUCGUGGUGUGCCCGUGCCCAGUGUAAACCCUCUUCUACUCUACUGUCCACUGAACACGUCUGCUUGCCCAAAACAUUGUGACUGUAACAUUGAUUUCAGUUCCAAUGUUACCGUCGAUUGCUCAGGAAAGAAUCUGGAUAGUUUUGUCGAAACGUUGCCCAAAGGAGCAACAAAAAUUCACCUUCAAGGCAAUAACAUAAAGAAGAUACCAUCUUCUUUGAUGCCAGGUCUUGAUAAGGUCAAAACUUUGGUUCUCUCAAACAAUUCAAUACAGGAACUUACGCACAAUAUGUUUACCAGUCUACCAGAGCUUACAUCGCUCUAUCUGGACGGCAACAAUCUCAGUAGACUCCCAAAGGUUCUCAACAAAACGCACAUAAACAUAAAAGAUCUUAAGUUAUCGGGAAACUCUUUCCCUUGUGACUGUGAUAAUAAAUGGAUGAAACAGUGGCUUUUGCACAAUAAGGCAGUUGUUCAGGACUGGGACUCUGUGGAAUGUAAGACACUGAACAACACGUUCCAGCCGAUGGUGUCUACGGACGACAGUGCGUUUGGUUGUCCUCCUCAACCCGUUGAUGACACCUCUCAGAUCGUGACCCUUUCUGUUGUUCUUGGUGGCACCGUUCUUCUUCUGGUGCUUUUCUGUUACUUCCACAAACAGCUGCGAGCUUGUGUUUUCGUGCACGUAAAGCUAUCGACUUGCGGAAAGCAGAUGGCGCCGCUCAGUCUCUUCCUGGUGAACUCACGCGAGGACGAAACCUGGGUAGAAACGAGGCUGACAUCGGUUGUGCGGAAAUACCCGAACUGUGAGAAAGUUGUUUCUAUCCGAGACUUCAUGCCAGGUUUCCCGACUAAGGACAACAUUUUAAUGUUCCUCCAAAACAAUUCCGUCACAGUUUUGAUAUUGUCACAGGCGUUUUUUUCUAACGAUAUUUGUAUUGAAAUAUUAAAGAUCUUAUCCGAACAUGCUGGCAAACCAGUGGACGGUAGGAUAGUCGUGGUCAUUAAAGACUCUCCUGUCAUGGAAGACAUAGAUUAUCGCACUGCCUUGGAUGAUGUCUGCACACAGAGUUUAGUGAUAAACGCAGAUACUUGUGCAUUCAGAGAACUUGUCAUCCAUGCCGUGUUGUCAUCCAACUUGUCAGCACCACGGCACGUCAAGAAAGUGGCCACCAUGAACAGAACUUACGACGAGCCCCCAGUUGUUGUAUCGACCGACAGCGUGCGUCUGGACGACUUAGUCGUGGGGCCGUUUUUGUAUGACGUGUCUAUGAUGUAUGGGGAUAGUGACACGGGGCUAGUUCUGGGUCAGCUCCUACCUCAGCUCACGGGUCAUGGGUACCGAGUGGGGAUCCCUGACAGAGAGUUCCUACCGGGAUCUGACCAUGCUGAAAACAUCGAGUCACUUCUCACUAACAGCCGGAAGGUCGUCUUCUUUCUGUCCGAGUCGCUGGUACGUGACGAAUGGUCCUCGUUCGCGUUUAAGCUUGCCACGGACCUUAAGAGUUCCCAUGGAUCGAACUAUCUGUUUGUUGUUCUUGGUGACGAUGUGCAAAAAGACACUCUUGAUGGAGACAUUCUCGUUUACACUGAGAAUCACGUGUGUUUAACAAAAGACCAACAUAUUGGAACAACUUUGCUGAAAUGUCUUAACCAACCUUCUGGGUUGAACCCUACGGAGCCGUGAUCUGUUGAUUUAAAUUUAUUUUUUUAUUUGAUUGGUGUCUUACGCCGUACUCAAGAAUAUUUCAGUUAUACGACGGUGGCCAGCGUUAUGCUGGGAGGAACCCGAGCGGAUACCGGGGAAACCCACGACCAUCCGAGGUUGCUGCCAGACCUGCCCACUUACGACCUGCUCGUUGAAUGGAGGAUAAAAGAAAAAGGAUGUAAGGAUCAUCACAAAAAUGAUGAAAAACUGUAUUAAAUAUAUGUGUACUAUUUAUUUCAGAUAUUGUGUUGACCGAGAAAAGUACUAAUACUUUGGAAUAGUGAGGUUGGUGUUAUCGGCCAUAUUUUGGUAUGGUGAUGCAAAGGCAUUUUUUCUAACCCAAACUGCAUUUUUCUGAAAUCUAUUUAUGCAAUACUACAUGUAACUAAACCUAUGAAUCACACUAUCUGAUAUUAUACACAGAUUACGCUAAAAGUGAAAAAAUAAUGAUAUGAUGGUAAAUCAUAACACCAAAAUAUGGCCUUUAUGCACCUUUAUAUACAAUCUAACUGUAAUUUUCUCGGUAGAAAAAGACUUCAAAAAUCUUUCUCAUGAUUGUUGUCCUGUAUGUUUUAUUCUUCAUUUAACUCCUAUAGUGAGAAUUGCAACUGACUGCGCUUAUUCGAUCAGGCUUCUCCGCGGCAUGAUGUGUGCUGCUGAAAUAUGCUUUUCUCAAUUGUUAUAUUUUUGUAUAAUUUCUAUGAUUCAUAUAAUAAGACUUCUACAUGCCUGUUUUGUUACGCUGAUUGUAUUAGUCAUAUUUGAUAUAAAAAGCGACUUGUGCUAAAUAUAUAAAUGUGCUCAAAAAUGUAUAUAUUUGCAGUGAGAAAAUGUGCGUACAACUGUUAUGAAUAACGGUAACAAAAAACCAAAAAAAAGAACAAAAAAUGCUGUGUGAACUGACGACAGUUCCAGAGACACCACACAGUGUACUGUUUUCUACAAAAACCAAUUUCCCCAACCCACAAUGCGCAUUUUUCACCUUGAGGACAUCUGCUUGGAUAUUCCUUCGCAAGCAUAUUGCAGUCGUAAAAUUACCAUAAGGCCUUCAACUGACAGGCGUUUUUAUU